This is a messenger RNA of Closterium sp. Yama58-4, 1635 nucleotides long. The record is from the annotation of a GenBank genome assembly. NCBI's taxonomy places the organism in Eukaryota, Viridiplantae, Streptophyta, Zygnematophyceae, Desmidiales, Closteriaceae.
AUGUCUUGUCCUCUCACCUCCAUCGCGAAUGCUCCUUGGUGCUUCGACCCUGCAGCAGCAUGCGACGGCAAUGCUGACUGCCCAUACGGAGCUGACGAGUGGCCGGGCUUCUGUGUCAACCUUACCAGCUCCUCCGACUGCCCCUUGUCUCCGAACCAAGUGCUUUGCCCCGGUAAACAAGCCUGCGUGACAGGUAUGGUAUGCGACGGCGUGGCGAACUGCGCUGCGGUGGCGGCCGAAGGGGGAGGAACAGUUGUUCCGGACGAGGAUCAGGAUUUCUGCUCGGUGUACGAGUGUUCAGAGGGGUACUGGAAGUGUUCCGAUGGGGUGCAGUGCAUAGGUGAAACGCUCAAGUGUAACGGCAAGGCGGAUUGUAAGGAUGGGAGCGAUGAGCAGGGCUGUAGUGUGUCUUCUGGGAGCGGUGGCGGUGGCAGUACGACUCCGCCUCCAGUUGUAACGCCUCCCCCUCAAGAUGUAACGACCCCUCCUAAAGAUGCAACUGGUGGAGGGACUACUGGGGGGACGUCUGGCGGGACAUCUGGAGAUGAAACGAGUGGAGACGGGUCGGGAGAUGAAACGGGAGAUGAAACCAGCAGGGACGGUGGGGAAGAGGGAACGGGGGAUGAAACCAGUGGAGAUGAAACUGAGGGUGGUGAUGGGACUGCUGACGGAACCGGUGGAGAUGAAACUGACACGAGUGGUACGGUGGACGAAGCCGAAGGGGGGAACACAGUUGGUGCGGGAGAGGGAGGACAAGGGGGAACCGGAGGGGGAGGGGGAGGAAAAGGCCAGGGGAAAGGAGCAGACAAAGCACCACCAUCUCAAGACCACCCUCCUGCCAAGAAGAUUCUGCCUGUCAUCCCUCCUGUUCCAGGGUCACUCGGAAAGGCUCUUGGCGACGCUAGCAGCUCAGUCAACGAUGCAGCCCAGAAUGCAGCUAAGAAGGUCGGAGAGGUUACAUCAGUAAUGAAGAAGCUUAUAGCGGAGCGCAACGUGAAGAAGGACGGGAAGAAGCCCAUGCCGCCGGGUUCAGGGUCGAAUGGGAAUGCUGGGGCUGGAGCAGGCGGUGCUUCAGGUGGUUCUUCAGGUGGAAAUGCAGGUGGGGCUGGUGCUGACUCGGCAAACGCCACACCUGAACCUAGCUCUACUCCCAAAACCCCUAGUACCACUGGGGGAACAGGAGGCAGCAGCAGCGGCAGCAGCAGCGGCGGCAGCAGCAGCAGCAGUGGCACUGUGAAGGCUCCACUGGUGGGGGCUUUGGUGGGGGAGGUGGUAUCUAAGGCAGGAAAACAGUUAGAUGCGGCGAGGAAUGCGGUGAAUGCAGCAAGUAAGAAAGCGGUGGAGCUGGGGAGGAAAGGGAAGUCAGGUGGGGGAUCGGCAGGAGGAGGGGUUAUGAAACCUGUUCAGGGGCCUAAGGGGGCUAUUCAGGGUGCUUCUCAGGUGAAGAAGUUGCAGCAGAAGGUUGCUGCUGGUUCAGGUGCUGCUUCAGGUGUCGUCUUAAGUGGGAAGGGCAAAAUGAGCAAGCUGAGUAAGGAGAAGAAGGGAAAGAAGAAGGAUGGGAAGGGUGGGUUGACAGUGAAGGCGGGACAGAAGCAGAAGGCAAAGAAGAACCACCAGCGAUCAAGGAAAGGUUGA